AUGUUAUAUCAACAGAAUAGUUCUAUGAAAGGUCCAUCUCCUGUAGAGUAUCAAAUGUCUAUUUCUCGUUCGGCUCAAUUUUGGAUUAUAUUUCCAAUUUACAUUCCAUCUGUAGUUUGCUCGUUAUUUGAUUUGUAUCAUUAUCUUAUUUGUCGGACUAUACGUCAAGCUCUACAUAAUCACGUUAUUACUUUUCUGCUUCUGAUUAAUCUGAUCAUUCAGUUGACAAGUAUACCUUUUACACUCAGCUAUUUACAUUUGGGUUAUGUCUGGCCGCAGUCACCUACCUUCUGCAUCUUUUGGACAAUAAUUGAUGAAGGACUUUUCAUAGCUCUCACAGCGUUCUUCGCAUGGGCAACCAUCGAACGACAUAUACUAAUCUUUCACGAUCGAUUAGUAUCAACUCGACGAAAGAUUAUCAUUUUUCAUUAUAUUCCGAUGGUCAUUGUUUUUCUCUAUUGCGUUUGUUAUACUCUUAUUGUAAUCGUUUUUCCGCCUUGUGAAAAUACUUUUGAUUAUGAUGAGCUCACGUGCGGUGAACCAAUUUGUUAUUACAAUGAAAAAUCAUUGGCUAUGUGGGAUAUCAUAGUUGAUCAUCUUAUCGCCGUUCUCAUUAUUGUCUUUUGCAGUUUCACACUAUUACUCCGCAUUUUGUACCAAAAAAGUCGAAUGCGGCAGACCACUCAGUGGAAAAAAUAUCGAAAGAUGACUAUCCAACUACUGGCCAUUUCGUUCUUGUAUUUCGUUAUUUACAUCCCGCAUAUGUUCUUGGAAUUUCUUCACAUAUGUUGCAUUCCAGAAGAAGUCGGUGCAGAUUUUAUGGCAUAUUCAGACUUUUUUUCGUACUAUGGAAAUCUCCUGUUACCAUUCGUCUGCGCUGGAUCAAUACCUGAUUUGAGAACAAAAGUGAAGAAUAUGUUUUUACUGCGUCGAAGACGAGUAGCAAGGAUUAUCUAUCCAGAAACAAUGACAUUAUCACGUCGUGCAGUUGUUCGACAAUAA
Molecule: messenger RNA, 1002 nt
Organism: Adineta ricciae
Lineage: Eukaryota; Metazoa; Rotifera; Eurotatoria; Adinetida; Adinetidae
Source: the annotation of a GenBank genome assembly